GGUUCCAUCCGCGCCGUCUAGAGGCGAGGCGUGUCCGAAGCUCCACUGUAAAGGGGGAAAGAUGGCGAUGAGUGUGUUCGCUCGGUUCGGCUCGCAGACUUUAUUUGCUCCGUGGCUUUAUUCGGCAACUGGGCGGCGUUUCACCCAUGGAACAAACGUACUAUGUCAAACUAAGAGUCCUCAAGGCGGCUUCUUUUCACCACUUCAGAAAGUGAUGCUAUCACCAGAUGCUUUUCAUGGGAAAGUGGCCUUUAUCACAGGCGGCGGUACAGGCCUUGGAAAAGGGAUGACCAAUGCGCUGUCUAAUCUGGGAGCAGAAUGUGUUAUAGCAAGCCGGAAUCUUGAUGUAUUGAAUCAAACAGCAGAAGAAAUAUCUUCCAAAACUGGAAAUAAGAUUCAUGCAAUUCAAUGUGAUGUGAGAGAUCCAGAGUCUGUUACCAAUGCAAUCAGUCGAUUAAUUGAUGUGGCUGGGCAUCCUGAUGUAAUAAUAAAUAAUGCUGCUGGAAAUUUUAUUUCUCCUUCUGAACGUCUUUCUGCAAAUGCAUGGAAGUCUAUCACUGACAUUGUUUUGAAUGGUACUGCUUAUGUAACUUUGCAAAUUGGAAAAGAAUUGAUUAAAGCCCAGAAAGGGGCAGCAUUUCUGGCCAUUACAACAAUCUAUGCAGAAAGCGGGUCUGGGUUUGUGGUGCCAAGUGCUUCUGCCAAAGCAGGUGUAGAAGCCCUGUGCAAGUCUCUUGCAGCUGAGUGGGGUAGAUACGGCAUGAGAUUCAAUGUGAUUCAGCCAGGUCCAAUAAAGACAAAGGGAGCCUUCAGCCGCCUGGAUCCCACGGGGAUAUUUGAGAAAGAAAUGAUCCAGAGAAUUCCUUGUGGUCGUAUGGGAACUGUGGAAGAGAUCGCCAACCUUGCCACCUACCUCUGUAGUGAUUAUGCGAGUUGGGUUAAUGGAGCAGUCAUUAGAAUGGAUGGUGGUGAAUACGUGAAUAUGGCUGGAGAAUUCAAUGAAUUACGUAAGGUCACCAGUGACCAGUGGAAUAUCAUGGAACAAAUGAUACGAAAAACAAAAGGCUCAUAAUUUACAUUUUUAUGUGACUUUUUAUAUAGCUUAUUUCUAAAAUGUUCUGUAUUCUAGCAAUAAAAUGCACUGCUGCUGAUAAUUA
Molecule: messenger RNA, 1157 nt
Organism: Protobothrops mucrosquamatus (brown spotted pit viper)
Lineage: Eukaryota; Metazoa; Chordata; Lepidosauria; Squamata; Viperidae
Gene: DECR1
Product: 2,4-dienoyl-CoA reductase 1
Exons: 10
Coding region: 62-1072 (336 amino acids)
Biological process (GO): fatty acid beta-oxidation
Cellular component (GO): mitochondrion
Molecular function (GO): 2,4-dienoyl-CoA reductase (NADPH) activity
Source: RefSeq, a predicted model, not a curated record